UGUGAGCCAGUUGAGAGGCUGGAGAGGAGAGCGAGAGGCUGAACGGUGAGGCGGCCGAAGAUCAGCGAUUGCUGGCGUGAACAUGGCGGAGACUGUACGCUCACUCUUCGAGUACCGGGACCCGCACAGCCUGGAUAGCGACGGAGAGGGAGUGAAACCAGCACCGCCACCACGGGGACGCGGCUGUGGGAGGAAGAGAAAAGGGACGCCCGUGAAAGUCUUUGUAACGCCCACUGAGGAGGAGAGCGUGUCUGAACACAGGUUCAGCCCAGGUGAACGAAAGGAGGCAGGAGAGAAUAAACGUCCCAUGCUGGACAGUCCUUUCUACAAUUCAGAGCCUGCUCCUCAUCCCUGUGGUCCAUCGGAGCAGGCUCAUGACAAAGUCUCCCCCGGACUCAAGCACGGCUCCUGCUCAUCCUCUACACCAGCUCCGUCUCCAGCUGCUUCCUCAGCUGCAACGCCAACGCCUAUCCCCGCCCCCGCCCCAGCCUCCGCUGCUUCAGCUCAGGCCCCCUCUGUGACCCCUGCAUCCACAGCUCCAGCUGCUCCAACAGCCUCCGCUCCGGCUCCGACAGCCAGCUCCUUCCCUCCCUCCCCUAACUGCCGUAUCCGAGAGGUCCACUGCGGCAACCAGGUGCGACUGGUCGUUAUUGCCAUUCGAGACAUCACCAAGGGCGAGGAGAUCACUGUGGACUACAGCCUAACCGAGUGGGGCGAGAACCUGGGUUUUCGUGGUACUGUUUCUCCCGCGCAACAUGACUGCAGCUCUGACACCGAGACCAACAAUAUCAAAAAGGAGGAUGAACCGCUCUCCCUGACCGCCCACCAGCAGCAGCGGCAACAACAGCAGCAGGAAUAUGUCACCCCGUCGUGGUCCCUCUCCCCGUCGUCUUCGCCCAUCUCCCAUUCUGAUGCUAGUGACUCGGAUGCUGGAGAUGAGGACAACUCCAGCCCGCGUGGGCGUGCGAUACGCCGGCGAAAGAAACGUCGAGGCACUCCUUCAAAGAAAAAGACACCCCAUCGGACCCCACCAGGGAGGCCGCCGCAGGUCUCCCCAUCGAGCGGUCCUCAUCACAACCGUCCGUUUCCUUCAUCCCAUUCUUCAGCACAGUCCUCCCCACCCUGCUCAUCUUCAUCCACUUCUGUAUCCUCAGCCAAGCCUGUGUUCAAACCUCCAGGUCCUCUGGCUUCCAACACUACAGGCAGUGUCACUGCAAAUGUCUCCAGAGGAGGAGUUUCCAUAGACUCCAUGCGCCAAACCUGUGAGUACUGUGGACGCCACUUCCGCUCCCUGGGCCGCCACUUAGAUAAACACCACACUCAUCAGCCCGAUGUUUGCUCUGCACUCGUCGAGCGCUACACGCAGAUGCCCCGUCUGCAGUCACAGAACACGAACCCGGCCACAGCUCACACGCACACCCAGCAACGCUCAAAAUUGUCUACAGGACAGAGCCGCGGUCCAGAUCUAGCACCAGGUAGCGUUCAGGAUCUCUCCAUGUCUCCACCCACUCUCAUGUCAGGUAACCAAUCUCCUGCUCCCUCCAGUAGAAACUCCACCCCUCCUGUUCUGACUCCUCCACGAGGACAGAAUGCAGUGCCGGUGUCGGUGCUUAAGAGGAGCCCGCCUCCUGUGGCUGUGACGCAGUGCAAGAAGGGAGUGAUGAGGAAGCUUAAGAAAGAAAGGCAGGUGGAAGAGGAGGAGGAAGGCAUGGAUGAAGAUGAAGAGGAUGUGGAGGUUGUGGAGGUGAAGAGACCAAUAGACGAGGAUGAAGUAGAGCUGGUGUGCCCUCAGUCCUUUAGCACCAAGUUGGCCAAAGAGAUACAGCCACCAAAAGAAGAGGAGGAUGAGGAAGAAGAGGAAGAGGAGGAAGAGGAGGAGGAAAAUGGUGUGAUGGAGGUAGAAGAUGAAAGUGGGACAGAAGAUAAGGAAAAGGACUUGCUGAGUGGCUCGGGGCGUCACCACAUGCUGCCCCUGCUCUCCUCCCUGUCCUCUCUGGUGCUGUACCUCCGCCGGCUGCAGCACUCGGCCUUCUUGUCUCUUUCACGCCAGCUGCAGUCUGCCGAGGCAUGGCGCCUCCUCUGCCACUCCAGCCUGGCGCUCCUUAUCCUCUAUAACCGGCGGCGUGAGUGUGAGGUCUCUAAGCUGUCCAUCAGUGAAUAUCGGGCUCGUGUUACUCCUCAAUGCCCUGUUCCUGUUCCACCUGGUGCCCCUCCAGCUCUUACCCCAUUAGAGGCCUCCCUGUCGCCCUUUGAGCGCAUGGUGCUUCCUCACCUCCCCAGAGUCGGAGUCCAGGGUAAACGAGGACGUGUCCAACCCCUCAUCCUACCUCCUCACUGUGAGCCCUGUCUGGAGCUUCUCCUGCAGACACGGCAGGAUGUAGGAGUUGACCCUGCAAACCCGUACGUUUUUGCUCGCCCCUACCACUCCCCUGCCACGCCGCUGCGUGGCACCGAUCUGCUGCGCAGCCUUGCUCGCUCCAGCGGUACCCGCAAUCCCCGCGCCCUGACCCAGACCAGGGUUCGUCGACAGGUAGCGAUUCUAACUCAGCUGCUGCUUCUUGGAGAAGGAGAGGAGCCCGGACAGCUUGGAGGCAGCGCUGUGGAGAGGCUCGAGCACUUCCUUGAGAGGGAGUACCACGUGACGCAGAAUUGUGCUGGAAUUGGCCAGGACCCAGGCCUGAUGGGGAGAGUGGGCCGGGUCGUGCUGUGUGGAGAGAGGGAUGGAGUACUGUUCAGAGGAAUGAGCCUGAACCACAUCUGUCUGGAACUGGAUGUCAUGUCAGGAAACUCUGCAGACUCGUACUCGGAGGGAGAAUCUGAAGGGGAGAAUGUGAAGGAGAAGCCUGAGGUGCACGCCCCUGCUCCGGCUCUGAAUCCUACACCCACCCUGCUGUAUGUCAGGAAGGGCAAGAACAACGGGAGGGUCGGACGACCCAAGAAGCUCAAGAACAUCCAACCACCCCCUCCGCUUCCUCUUGAACCUCCACCCACAAACCGCAGGAGAGGCACAGGAAAGCGAGGCGUCCUGAAGCGUCCCUGGUCAGAGGCUGAGCGCGCUGCAGUCGAGGAGCACCUGACCCAGAACAUCAAUGAGCUUCGAGUCCCCGCCAAGGCUGACUGUGAGCGCUGCCUGCAGCAGUGCCCCCUGCUGGUCAACAAUCACCGCGACUGGCGAGCCAUCAAGUUCUACUGCCACAACCGCAUUCAGCUACUGAAGAAGAAUCAGCGGCGUGAAAGCGAACCCCAGCCCCUCACUGUCUGCUGAGGGGUUUUGCAUGGUUUGGGAGCCCCAUAGGAUGUUUAUUUUGGUGCAGCUGAUCAGAGCAGAAUCUCAAAUGGUACCUGCUGCCCACAAAAUGCACUAAUUUUGAGAGGACGGUCCUAAAUUUCACGCCGCUCUCUGGCAGUGCGGUUUGUUUUCGACGUGGCUUCUAAUUUGGCACCUGAUGGCAUUUCAUUUUGAGCCAUACAAAAAGAAAAAUUUGUGCCGCUCCAUUUCAAGGUCUUAAAAUUACACUAGAGUAUUCGUGGUGCUCCUGGUUUUGACGGUUACAGUGGAAGUCUUGUCAAAAAGCAGUGCGCUUGGACUCGGGUGCCGUUUGAGACGUGUCGUGAGAGACCACAGCCUGUGCUGUGUUGUACAUGGACAUUUUUUUCCUUCUUCUUACAUGGAUACACUAAACUGAAAUGUAAACACAGGAGGAAACCAGUCCCUACAGUGUUGUUAUAUGAACGUUGUGAAGUAGCAUUAGUGUUUUCUGCACUCGGAGACGUUAAUAGGACAAAUGGCCCGCGCUCGGGGGCCACACUUUCCUUCAUAGCAGCUUUAUAAUUAGAAUAGACCUAACUACUGCUAACUGAGAAGAGAAUAGCCAGAUCUGUCCUCAAACAACCUAGUUUUUUUUUCACACAACUGACUGUGCAAUUCUGUUCGCAUAAUAUUUGGACCUUAAUUUCCAUGUGAGGUACUAGAUGAUGAAUGAGUUAUGCUCUUGAAGCUACUAUAAAGUUUUUUUUUAAUUAAUUGAAAUGAAUCUUCAUUGUGAUGGAGACGAUGGGUUUCAUGGCAGCGACAAUUAAACGGCCUGUGAAUGUUGUGAAGUUCUAUUUGGAUGCCUAAGAUGUUUAGUUAAAUCACAAAGAGCUGCUGUGAAGCCUGUUGUCUUUCCCGUCAACGGAUACGGAUAAAUAUUUUGCCCAGAGCAACUCUUAUGUUUUAGCUAUGAUUUUGUGUCUUUCUGCCCAUUGCACAUUUGUCAUUCAAAGCAGUAAAAAAAGGUGCUAUAGGCCAAUAAGCUGGAUAUCACUUUAUGUGUGGAGAGGAGAUUUCCCUUGGUUGUGUUAAAGGUUACUUAAAAAAUGGGCAUUUAUCAGAGGAGUGAUUGUUCUGUGGCGCCACUUUUGUUGCAUUGUCUGUCUUGUCCUUUUCAAUGGCUAGAGCUCCUCCUCCUCUUUCUGUCCUUUCCCGGCCACACUACACAGUUUGCAGCUCGACCAGAUUUUUAUUUUUCAGUGUUGCUGGAAAUCUGUGUCCAUCAGAGUAAAACCUCCAUAAAACCUCAAAAUGGAUACUUGAAGUAAUUUAAACCUUUUGCAGAAUCUUUGACCUUAUCUCGCUCUAGCCUUGCCAGUUACAUUGUACAUAACAAAUAUAUUAUCAUUGAGCUAACUGGUUGUUUGUGCUAGACAUAAUGUAGCUUUCUCCAUUUACGAGGUGUUGCUAUCUGUACAUAAGGCAGUUUUGUAAAUACUCUACAGAGAAACAAAGAAAAAACACAAUGUAUGACAUGCCUUGGUUAUUGUGUUAUGUUUUUUCUUUUUUAUAAGUCUUAUAAAAACUUAAAGAUCUA
This is a messenger RNA of Oreochromis niloticus (Nile tilapia), 4850 nucleotides long. RefSeq names its product nucleoporin NUP159. The transcript is spliced from 9 exons. The coding region runs from base 83 to 3265 and encodes 1060 amino acids. Gene Ontology annotation, molecular function: protein binding. Lineage: Eukaryota; Metazoa; Chordata; Actinopteri; Cichliformes; Cichlidae. The record is from RefSeq and is a predicted model, not a curated record.